Molecule: messenger RNA, 656 nt
Organism: Drosophila guanche
Lineage: Eukaryota; Metazoa; Arthropoda; Insecta; Diptera; Drosophilidae
Exons: 2
Coding region: 216-620 (134 amino acids)
Source: RefSeq, a predicted model, not a curated record
UUGUGUGUCUGUGUGUGUGGGCAUUCUCUCGGUAGCUUCUGCUGCUGUUUUGCCUGUUGAAUGCCCGAGCCCGCAUUCAGUUCGAUAAACAUCCUGACGCCGAGCAGAAGCAACUAGAGGAAGCACCGAACCCGCCACCUGCAGAGUCCGUCGUCGGAGGAUUUGCUUGUAUUUUUUGGUUUACGUGCCUGCUAAUCGGUUGCUUUUGCGGCGCAAUGGGCAACCAGCUGAGUGUGAACAGCAUCCAGGAUGCGGUCAUGGAUCGCCUGAGGUCGGUGGCGCUAACCACCGACGAGCAUGGUGCAAUGCGCAUCCGUUCAUUUUCCGAGGGCGGCGUUGGCGGCACCGCGGGCCAUCAUCAUCAUCAGCAUUGCAGCGGACGUGGUGGACGCAUCCUGCGCGAGAGCAGCAUCGAUGGAGGCGUUGCUGUCUUUGAUGCACUGCUGCGCGAUGAGCACGAACAUCGUCUGAGCUUGGAUGCGAUGCAUCGGGUGCGUCAUGUGCGCACCUCUUGCACUACAAUACCCGAGGAAGAAAUUCCUCACGAGGAGUUCAAUCCAAUCCAUCCUUCUACGCCCCAAGCCGCCUCCUCGCAGGAACUGGCAUUAAAUGAGAGCUAAACCAGCUGAGUGAGGAGAGCUUCGGCCAUGGCUAAA